GGAUGUAGGGGCGUGGAGUGGACAAGCCGGGGGCGGGCUAGGCCUGCGGGAGGACGGGUACCUGGGCCCCAGGGAGGGUUCCACACCUGGCCUUCUGUAGGGGUCAGGACGCAAGCACCUACGCCAGCGGGGAGCAAAGCCGGGCUCGACCCGAGGCCCCCAGGACCUCCAUUUCCCAAUGUUGGAGGAAUCCGCCACGUGACAGUUGGACCGCAGGCUUAGCGCCAUGGCUCCCAAGAAGCCUCUUUGCCUUCCCUCCUUGCUGCUGCUGCUCCUGACGCUGCUGCUACCCCAGGCAGACACUCGGUCGUUCGUAGUAGAUCGGGAACACGAUAGAUUCCUUCUGGACGGGGCUCCGUUCCGCUAUGUGUCUGGCAGCCUGCACUACUUUCGGGUACCUCGCGUGCUUUGGGCUGACCGGCUUUUCAAGAUGCAAAUGAGUGGCCUCAACGCAGUACAGCUUUAUGUACCCUGGAACUACCAUGAGCCAGAGCCUGGGGUCUAUAACUUUAAUGGCAGCCGGGAUCUCAUUGCAUUUCUGAAAGAGGCAUCUAUAGCGAACCUGUUGGUCAUACUGAGACCAGGACCUUACAUCUGUGCAGAGUGGGAGAUGGGGGGUCUCCCAGCCUGGUUGCUUCGUAAACCUAAUAUUCAUCUGAGAACUUCAGAUCCAGACUUCCUUGCCGCAGUGGAUUCCUGGUUCAAGGUCUUGCUGCCCAAGAUAUAUCCAUGGCUCUACCACAAUGGGGGCAACAUCAUUAGCAUUCAGGUGGAGAAUGAAUAUGGUAGCUAUAGGUCCUGCGACUUCGCCUACAUGAAGCACCUGGCUGGGCUCUUCCGUGCACUACUAGGAGAUGAGAUUUUGCUCUUCACCACAGAUGGGCCACUGGGACUCAGAUGUGGCUCCCUCAAGGGACUUUACACCACUGUAGAUUUUGGCCCAGCUGACAACAUGACCAAAAUCUUUGCCCUGCAAAGGGAGUAUGAACCUCAUGGGCCACUGGUGAACUCUGAGUACUACACAGGCUGGCUGGAUUACUGGGGCCAGAAUCACUCCACACGGUCCAUUAUAGCUGUAACCAGAGGACUAGAGAAAAUGCUGAAGUUGGGAGCCAGUGUGAACAUGUACAUGUUUCAUGGAGGUACCAACUUUGGAUACUGGAAUGGUGCUGAUGAGAAGGGACACUUCCUUCCAAUUACUACCAGCUAUGACUACGAUGCACCAAUAUCUGAAGCAGGGGAUGUUACAUUCAAGCUUUUUGCUCUUCGAAAUGUCAUCAGCCAGUUCCAGGAAAUUCCCUUGGGACCUUUACCUCCCCCCAGCCCCAAGAUGAUGCUCGGACCUUUGACCCUACACCUGGAUGGAUAUUUGCUGGAUUUCCUACACUUACUGUGCCCCCAAGGGCCCAUCCAUUCAAUCUUGCCAAUGACCUUUGAAGCUGUCAAGCAGGACCGUGGUUUUAUGUUGUACCGGACCUAUCUAACGCAUACUGUUUUUGAGCCAACACAAUUCUGGGUGCCAAACAACGGAAUACAUGACCGUGCCUACGUGAUGGUGGAUGGGGUGUUUCAGGGUGUUUUGGAACGAAACACGAAACACAAACUAUUUUUGACGGGGAAAAUGGGGGCCAAACUGGAUGUCUUGCUGGAGAACAUGGGGAGGCUCAGUUUCGGGUCUAACUACAGUGACUUCAAGGGCCUUUUACAGGCACCAAUUCUGGGGCAAACAAUCCUUACCCAAUGGCUGAUGUUCCCUCUGAAAGUUGAUAAACUUGUAAAGUGGUCGUUUCCCCUCCAAUUGCUGAAAAACUCACAUCCUCAAACUCCCUCUGGCCCCAUCUUCUACUCCACAACGUUUCCAAUUUUAGACUCCGUCAGAGACACAUUUCUCUUUCUACCUGGAUGGACCAAGGGUCAAGUCUGGAUCAAUGGGUUUAACUUGGGCCGGUACUGGACAAAGAGAGGGCCACAACAGACCCUCUACGUGCCAAAACCUUUGCUGUUUCCUAGGGGAGUUCUCAACAAAAUCACAUUGCUUGAGCUAGAAAAUGUGCCUCCCCAACCCCAAAUCCAAUUUCUGGAUAGUCCUAUCCUCAAUAGCACCUUGCAUAGGACAUACAUCUACUCCCUCUCAGCUGAUACACGAAGUGAUUCUGAACCAAUGGAGUUAAGUGGGCACUGAAAGAAAGAUAACCCUUGGACCUGGGACAUGGAAUGGGCAGAAUUCCUUGGUACUGGCCAAGGUGACCACAAAGAAUCAAAGGCCAAAACAACUGUACAAGUGCAGUUUCCUUGCCAAACUUUAUUGUGAUUAAAAUUCCAGAGACAGUACCAGCUCCA
This is a messenger RNA of Myotis lucifugus (little brown bat), 2340 nucleotides long. RefSeq names its product galactosidase beta 1 like (gene GLB1L). Gene Ontology annotation, cellular component: vacuole. Bases 227 to 2182 code for a protein of 651 amino acids. Gene Ontology annotation, molecular function: beta-galactosidase activity. The record is from RefSeq and is a predicted model, not a curated record. Gene Ontology annotation, biological process: carbohydrate metabolic process. Lineage: Eukaryota; Metazoa; Chordata; Mammalia; Chiroptera; Vespertilionidae. The transcript is spliced from 17 exons.